AUGGGUGGUAUAGAGUACAAGAGUUUAGACAUCAAUUCGAUCAGGCAUUUUAAUGAAUUGAAGAAGUUGAUUGAUAUUGAUUUAUCAGAACCAUAUUCGAUCUAUGUUUAUCGAUAUUUUCUGAAUCAAUGGCCUGAAUUAUGUUUUCUUGCGUUUGAUAGUGGGAGUAGUGAUGAUGAUGUACCUAUUGGUUGUAUUAUUUGUAAGAGUGAAAUGCAUCGUAAUAGUCGAAUGCGAGGAUAUAUUGGUAUGCUUGCCGUGGAAAAAAGUUAUCGUGGACGAGGUAUUGCUAAGAAAUUAGUGGAGAUUGCGAUCAAUAAGAUGAUUGAUGAUGGCUGUGAUGAGAUUAUGUUAGAAGCGGAGGUGGAGAACAAAGUUGCGUUACAAUUAUAUGAAGGUAUGGGAUUUAUUCGAAUGAAACGUAUGUUUAGAUAUUAUUUAAACGAGGGUGAUGCAUUCAAGUUAAUAUUACCCCUAAAGGAUAAAAGCUGUAUAAGAUCUACAUUCUUAAUGAACGGUUGA
Messenger RNA from Naumovozyma castellii, 522 nucleotides. It is a transcript of the gene MAK3, whose product is annotated as peptide alpha-N-acetyltransferase MAK3. The record is from RefSeq and is a predicted model, not a curated record. Lineage: Eukaryota; Fungi; Ascomycota; Saccharomycetes; Saccharomycetales; Saccharomycetaceae. The coding region runs from base 1 to 522 and encodes 173 amino acids. The transcript has a single exon.